This is a messenger RNA of Funneliformis geosporum, 873 nucleotides long. Lineage: Eukaryota; Fungi; Glomeromycota; Glomeromycetes; Glomerales; Glomeraceae. The record is from the annotation of a GenBank genome assembly.
AUGCCAGUAAUAAAGAUAGGACCAACUUACAAUUCUCUUCAACAAUACAAAGUUAACGAUGACAAACAUCCCUUAUUUGUCAACUCCUCACACUUCACCGGCUACAUAACCGUUAGAUUACAAAAUCAUCAUCAUAAAAAUGACCCGGUCACAAAGUCUUGUUCAUACUUUGAAAAUCGUCGUAGAUUUUUCUCAUUUCAAUUUCAAGGACGUUUUAAACCAACAAAUCCUAAUAGAGAUGAUCAUUUAUGGACUUUUGAUGAUAUACUGUUCUGUGCGGAAACAGAGUCUAGCAUUAAUCCUCCCAUGGGCUCUUCACUUGCUGUUAGAUUUGCAGGAUACAUUGAUCCCGGUUUUAAUGCUGAUGGGAUGUUCUUAAAAAAAAGACCUUGGGUUGGUAGUUGGUUAAUUUGCGGUAUGAAUGUUGUUAAAGUUUGGAAAGCUGAAUCUGACAAUAUCUCUAUGAGGAAAGUUACGAAAUCACAAAUACAUCAUUCAUCUCCAGUUCCAACUUUCGAAAACAAUGCUUCACCUUUAUUGCCCAUCGAACCUUGGGUUUAUUACGGUAAACAUAAUAUUGAAGAAGACACCAAAGUCAUCCUGCCUGAAGAGAAUUUUAAUUCUUCAAAACGUCGUAACUAUUUUUCUCAACAGUCUAAUCGUAAAGAUUACGUCUUUAACCCUUCUCACAUAUAUUGUUGCGACUUUUUCAAUAAUUUUACAAACUUUUCUACGAUGAAUGCGGAUAUGAUUAUUAAAUUUAGCAUGUCCAAUGUGUUGAGAAAUCAACCACUUAGAUUUGUGUGUAGAAACAGAGGAGGUGAUGCUAUAUUUUUUGUCAUAGAAAUUGACUAUUCGGAUCUUUUAAAAUAA